AAAGAAAUAGUCCCAUCAAUUUCUAAUUGAUAAUGAAAAAUAUUUUAGAGAAAUUUGUAAAAUUAUAUGAGAAUUUUUCUCUGCAGCGUCAAGGCCAUCUCUAGACGUUUUUACUGGCGACACGUGUCGGCUCGUAAACCGGCGACUUGUAAAAAUGCCAACAGUGACGGUAUCAGUUCCAAUUCCGAACUCAAUAAUCCCCAGGCAACUGCGGAUCGGAGUCCGACAACCAAAAUUAAACCCGAUUCAGUUCUCGAUUCUCUGCUCUUCGUCAAAAUCACCGCCUAUGGACACUCAAAACCCACCGAAAAGAGUGGUUGUUUGCGGCGGAGGAGUCAUCGGUGUGUGCACCGCCUAUUUUUUAUCCAAGAGGGGCGCCGCCGUCACACUUGUCGAACAAUCGUCAAUUGCUUGCGCAGCAUCCGGCAAGGCUGGUGGGUUCCUUGCCCUAGACUGGUGCGACGGCGGGCCAGUCUCUUCACUCGCACGCGCCAGCUUCAAUCUCCACCGUUCACUGGCCCAAGAACUCAACGGCGCGGAAUUGUACGGUUAUCGCCCCGUUACCACUCUCAGCCUCUCAAUAACAGAAACGGCGUCAUCGGCUCAAUUGAACAGAAAAUCUGGCCCAAAUCUUCCAUCUUGGAUUGAUGGGCCGGCGAAAGGCCCAAGGACUAUUGGGACGACCGAGACGACGGCGCAAGUGCAGCCGCAGCUGUUUACCAAGACAUUGCUGUCGAAGGCGGUGGAAGAGUAUGGAUUAAAGGUGGUUAUAGGAAAAUUGGAGAGGGUGGAGGUGGCGGAAGGGGAGGCUAAGGCGGUGGUUUUGGAGGGCGGCGGAGCCAUUGAUGCCGACACGGUGGUUUUGGCACUUGGGCCUUGGACUGGCAAUUUGUCACUUUUAAGCUCGUUGUUUAGAGUUUAUGGGCUUAAGGCUCAUAGCAUUGUUGUGGAGCCGAAAGAUCCGGAUUCGAUUACCCCUCACGCAUUGUUUUUGAGUUACUAUCCGGCCCAUGGUGGGCAGCCCAUGGACCCUGAGGUGUUUCCCCGUCCAACAGGGGAAGUGUACAUAUGUGGAAUGUCAGCCGAGGCCGAGGUACCAGACGACCCGGAGCAGGUAAUCCCCGUGCCUGAAUCCAUACGGGUGCUUAAGACAGUAGCAAGGAACGUGUCGAGCCAGUUGAUGGAAGGCGAAGCCAGAGUGAAGGCGGAGCAAGCGUGCUUCUUGCCUUGCAUGGACGACAGUCUGCCGGUCAUUGGAGAAGUUCCUGGAGUGAAGGGGUGUUAUGUGGCCACAGGGCAUAGUUGUUGGGGGAUUCUCAAUGGUCCAGCCACAGGUGCAGCCGUGGCUGAGCUUGUAAUGGAUGGCACUGCUAGCAUCACGGAUGUUAGCCGAUUUAGUCCUGCCAGGUUUCUUCGUGGCAGAAAAUAGUAGAUGGACAUGCUGCAAGUUUUGAUACUUGAGAUCUUUCAUCAAGAAUGCAAAUUGAUGUGAGUUUUUCCCACUAAGUUGUUAAUCCUCUAUUGGGACAAGAACAAUGUUGUUUGUGGAUUAA
Sesamum indicum (sesame) is the source of this 1553-nucleotide messenger RNA. RefSeq names its product FAD-dependent oxidoreductase family protein. NCBI's taxonomy places the organism in Eukaryota, Viridiplantae, Streptophyta, Magnoliopsida, Lamiales, Pedaliaceae. Gene Ontology annotation, cellular component: cytoplasm. The record is from RefSeq and is a predicted model, not a curated record.